CCCGUGAAGGAGUGGUUCGGGUCAGCAACGUCGUCUGCACCCAAAAAUCAAAAGCCAUAUUCCCGCCCAGUGAGUUAUUCCCACGCUGUCGCCAGCGGGGGACCUCGAAACUUAUAAACUCUAUUCUGUAUGGCAGUUCCUUGACAGCGGCCAUCAUGCUGCAUCGAGUUAAGAGGACGUCCCCGAUGUGCUUUUAGGCCCCCAUCUGCUAGCGACUCCUCUUUUGGUGGAAAGUGGAGGAACAGUAGAAAUCGUUUCAUGCAGCUAUAUGGUGAAUGGCACUCUAUGUAUCACGUCCAAGUAACAGAUAUCGUGCCAUGUCUCCACCCUUUGGUCAUAAGAUGCAAGGGGUAUGAGCAUACUUAGGGCGCGCUCUACCGUGGGUUCAUUUCAGGAUACGAGACUGAAGGGUAUUCGUGUGCCGCGUUUAUGAUGAUGACCUGGGAAGGGGGGGAAAAAAAAAACUUUGACGAUCGUCGGAGCGCGAAGCGAGGUUCCCGGCUUCCCUUUUCCCCCUUACCCCCUCCCCUCCUUCAGGAGGGUGAAAGGUUUGCAUGUGCGUACAUACAUGUAUAUCGAGAUCUACUAGCUAUUGUCCAUCGUGGUUCCAUCAUAUCCUUUCCAAUGACAGAAGAAUAAAAAGGAGAAACAACAGCCAGCCAUGUUAUAUAUGUACGCAAUGCACAUGCGUUAUCACCCUAAGCUCGUCAACGCUAUUGCGAAAUCUCUACUGGGUAGAUUUCGCAAUAACCAAUUCAUCAUGCAAGUCAUUUCGCAAAAUCUCGGUUCAUGUUACUACCCGUUCUAGGAAAGGAUGUGAUGGAUCGUGUUCUUUCUUUGCCAUGUGCCCUGUCCUCACCCACCCCAACCAAAGGAUCCUGCGUGUACCUGACUCGCACACUCUCACCCUUCUCGCGUGGUCUUGUUCCAUGGUUCAACACAACGAUUUGCGAAAUGUUGGAUGACGCCACCUUCCUUCCCCACAAUUGCUCCUCCGUCAUUCAACUCUGUUCCCUUUUUUUGUCUGUCGCGAAACGUCGUGUCAGUAUGGCCGACUGGCUUGGACGUUUUUAUACCAUAAUCCGCGUUGCAUGCAUUUGCUGCUUGAUAGUGAUUGCCAUUGCUGAGGGAAGGCGCAACUCUUCUGUUUUGUUUGCUUGUUGGCCUUGAUAUAUCCGCACCUUUUAUGUGAUACCGACUAUGCAAAGGCACAGAUUGCCUAGGAAUAAAGAUGCC
Molecule: messenger RNA, 1236 nt
Organism: Periconia digitata
Lineage: Eukaryota; Fungi; Ascomycota; Dothideomycetes; Pleosporales; Periconiaceae
Source: the annotation of a GenBank genome assembly